AUGGGUGUUGGAGGCGUUGGGCGUCAGCUCCUUCAACACAUUGUCUCCUGUCGAUCUCUCCACGCUAAACAGGGAAUUCACUUGAGAGUUGUGGGAGUAUCUGAUAGUAAAUCCUUAGUUGUUGCAUCGGAUGCAUUUACUAUGGAGUUGGGUGAUACAUUUUUAAUGGAAGUUUGCCGGGUCAAGUCGGAUGGUGCUUCUUUGUCCACAAUUAGUGGUUGUGGUGAAUCCAAGGUAUUCACAAAUUCAGAAUCAACCAAAAAGAUUAUAGAUGUUGCUGCUUUCUUGGGCAAAUCGACAGGCUUGGCUCUUGUAGAUUGCUCUGCCAGUUCUGAGACUAUUCCCGUGCUAACCCAAGCAGUUGAUUUGGAUUGUUGCAUUGUCAUGGCAAAUAAGAAACCUCUGACUUCGACAAUGGAGGAUUAUGACAAAUUAAUUUCAUACCCAAGGCGUAUUCGCCACGAGUCAACUGUUGGUGCUGGCCUUCCUGUCAUAGCAUCCUUAAAUCGCAUACUUUCUUCUGGAGAUCCUGUCCACCGCAUUAUUGGGAGUUUGAGCGGGACAUUGGGUUAUGUAAUGAGCGAGGUUGAAGAUGGAAAGCCACUAAGCCAAGUUGUUCAAUCUGCUAAAAACCUGGGUUACACUGAACCAGAUCCACGUGAUGACCUUAGUGGGAUGGAUGUCGCAAGAAAGGCUUUGAUACUUGCAAGGCUUCUUGGUCGGUGCAUUAAUUUGGAUGACAUUAAGAUUGAGAGUUUGUAUCCUGAAGAAAUGGCACCUAGUGUAAUGUCUAUUGAAGACUUUCUGGGAACUGGGAUAUUAUCGCUCGAUAAAGAUAUCCAAGAGAGAGUCUCUAAGGCUUCUUUGAAUGGGAAUGUGCUACGUUAUGUCUGCGUGAUUGACGCCUCAAGGUGUCAAGUUGGCAUUCAAGAGCUUCCAAAGGAUUCUCCUUUAGGAAGACUGAGAGGAAGUGACAAUGUGUUGGAGAUUUACACGCGAUGUUAUAAUGACCAACCGCUGGUCAUUCAAGGAGCUGGAGCUGGCAAUGAUACUACAGCAGCUGGUGUCCUUGCUGAUAUCAUUGACAUUCAGGAUUUAUUUCCGUGA
Molecule: messenger RNA, 1107 nt
Organism: Prunus armeniaca (apricot)
Lineage: Eukaryota; Viridiplantae; Streptophyta; Magnoliopsida; Rosales; Rosaceae
Source: the annotation of a GenBank genome assembly